Stegodyphus dumicola is the source of this 777-nucleotide messenger RNA. Its product is annotated as cell adhesion molecule Dscam1-like. Gene Ontology annotation, molecular function: cell-cell adhesion mediator activity. Gene Ontology annotation, biological process: homophilic cell-cell adhesion; axon guidance; dendrite self-avoidance. Gene Ontology annotation, cellular component: axon; plasma membrane. The record is from RefSeq and is a predicted model, not a curated record. NCBI's taxonomy places the organism in Eukaryota, Metazoa, Arthropoda, Arachnida, Araneae, Eresidae.
CUUCUAAAAGUAUUUCCUAGCUUUGCAUUAUCUUUUACAAACUAUUUUCUAAACGCUUUAGCGUUACAUAAUAGUAACAUUCAUCUAUGAAUUUCAGUUCAAUAGUUAUUAGUACAUUACAUAAAACGUUUUCUGUUUUUGACUGUAUUUUGUUUAAUUUCAUUUUUAACUGCAUAUUUUGUCACUAUGUGGCGCUAGUCUACCAGCGGACGUAAAGGAAUAUGCGUCUUCUAUAGUUAAAUAAAUCGUGAACAAGCAUUCUGACCAGAAACAACUUAUCAAGAAAGUGUUUUCACAAUUCUUGCUUUGAAUACGCUUCGGUAAUUACAGAAAUGAGAAGUUUGUUUUUCCUUGCAACACUACUAUUUGUACUACCGUUCCCGAUUUGUAUUAAAGGCCUCGUCAAACCUGAAAUCAGACCAUUUCAUUUUGUCGGAGAAUUGAAAUUGGGCAAAAGAACAGCAGUGGCAUGCUCUGUCAUCGAUGGUGAUCCGCCUUUUGUUUUCACGUGGCUCAAAGAUGGUUUGGUAUUGAAGAACAACCAGGAAUUCUCCAUUGCUAAUGUCGAUGAUUAUCUCUCUACCUUAACCAUAUUCAAACCUGGACCUGACAGUAAUGGUAACUACACUUGUAGAGUCUCCAAUACUGCCGGCAAGGACGAAAAGCAUGACAUCCUUCUUAUUAAAGGCAAAGUUUCUUUGAAAAAUGUUCUUUUAAACAGUCUUUUUGAUGUUUGUAAAAUUCUUUGAUCAAGUAAUAACCUAGCAAUAUUUUCUA